Messenger RNA from Eremothecium gossypii ATCC 10895, 990 nucleotides. It is a transcript of the gene NDJ1, whose product is annotated as Ndj1p. The transcript has a single exon. The record is from RefSeq and is marked provisional. NCBI's taxonomy places the organism in Eukaryota, Fungi, Ascomycota, Saccharomycetes, Saccharomycetales, Saccharomycetaceae. Bases 1 to 990 code for a protein of 329 amino acids.
AUGCGGAAUCACGGCGAGGAGUCUGAGAAUACCAUGGUCCCCGAUGCGGAGGACUGUGUUCGGCUUGUGAAGGCGUGCCGAAUACCGCUGGUACCGGUUAGCCGCCCAGCUGCCGAACAGCAGAUUCCGCCUGCGGACUUCGUCGCGACGAUAUCGACGCCGAUUGCGCGCGAGAGCUCAGAUUACACGCUGCUUUCGUGGCUGUUGAACGACAGCUCGGAAGUGACGCUGACGACGGCGUUCGAUACCUGCGCGGACCCGUUUCGCCUGUUUAAGCGCGGGCGCGCGCGCUACCGGGAGCUGUUUAGCUUUCAGCACGCGGCAGCGGACUCCAACACCACGCUGUCCGGCGAGCUAACGAAAGUCUCUGUUUUCCCGCGGGUGGUGCAGCAGACUGGGCUGGACCGGUUUGACAUGGGCCACCUGUGCGGGCAGUACAUGAAGCAAUUCGUCAAGGUGAUGCACCGGUACAGCCAGGCAGGCGACCCGGGUCAGAACCGGCCCCGCUAUCUACAGACGAACCUGAGCAAGCUGGUGCAGAGCUACACGCGCGACGUGGUGCACGACAUUGUGCACAAGUGGGUGCUGUGGACGGCGCGCAUGGCGCCCGGAGCGCCCAGGCCGAAGGAGAGCCAGAUCAUUGACUCGUUGCUGUCGCACUACUGGCAGCGAUACAUGGUUCUGGGCAACAACUCGUUUGAGGAAUUCGUCGAAGUGAUCGACUCGACUACCGCUGCGGUGUCGGUGGGCAUCCGCGAGGCUGACGACUCGGGGAUUAUCUAUGGGAUCUGGAUCGACGGUCAGAACGGGAUUCUGCUGCUCUGCAACGGCCUUGUCUCGCAGCGGGGGUCCUGCCUGUCGCCGACGUUGGGCGCGACGCUGGAGGCAAACUACUUCGAUACGGUGCGCAAGCUAAUGUUCUUCCUCAAUUGUUCGAUCAUGGAGUGCUGCAACCGCCAUCUAGAGAAACGCGGGAGCUCGAAAAGCUAA